UUUCUGGAGGAACGAGAAAGUUAAUGUAUCUGCUGAAUUUUAACACUGAUGAUCUUGAAUCGUCUGAAAAAUGGUUCUAUUUUCGGAUUGAUUUGGAAUUAAUCGAACAGCAGUCAAAAUAUGGCACACCGUUUAAUCGGUCCAUUAACCCUACGUAGAGUUCAGCUAGAUACCAUAAGCAACCUUUCACCAUUGUAUUGUGGAUGUUGUAAGUGGCAUGGAGCUAAGUCAACACAAUCACAGUACAGAAGACAUCAUACUUCAGGAAGCCAUAAUUAUGCAUUUCUUUCGUCCUAUAAAUGUACAUUUAAACACAAUAAAUCAAGUUCUUAUUAUAAGACCAAGCACCUUAUAAGUCCAGAUUUUUCUUUAGGUAUUCCAUUAGGGUCCAUUAGAUAUUUUCACAUAUCCUCACAAUAUAAUGAAAAAGAAAAAUCAUUUGUGGAAAAGGCUGUUGAAGUGUUGAAAGAUAAAAAAAGAACGGAUAAAAAAGUAGAAGAAGUUAGUGAAAAAGAAUUACAACCCCGUGUUGAAAAAGAAAAACUUAAAAUAGAAAAAACUGAAGAAAAGUUGUCAGGAGACCAACAGAGCACUGUUGUGAAAGCUAAACCAACAUUAUUACAAACCAUCAAAAAACAUGGAAAAUUUUAUUUGGAUGGGUUUGUUUUGUUUUUCAAAGAAUUAAGAAUAGCUGUGUCUUACUUAUGGAAGAGCAUAGUGAAAGGAGAAACAUUGACUCGAAGAGAGCUGAAACAACUAAGAAGAACUUCAGCUGAUAUCUUCAGAAUGAUUCCUUAUCUGAUUUUCAUUAUAAUUCCAUUCUUUGAAUUUUUGAUACCAGUAUAUUUGAAGUUAUUUCCAAACGCUCUACCUAGCACCUUUGGACGAGAUGAAAAAAAGCCUGAUGUCUUACUUAAGGAAGGGUUAAAAAGAAAACAGGAAAUGGCCAAAUUACUGCAGGAGACUUUACAGCAAACAUCAUUGGAACGUAAGAAGAAAGAUGCGCCAAGUAUGGUGAUGGAAUUCACAGAUUUUAUGGAAAAGGUUAGAAGUGAAGGAAUAGCAGUUUCAAAUGAAGAAAUUCUUCAUUUCUCUACCAUGUUUGAAGAUGAAGUGACAAUAGAUUCUUUGACUCGAGGUCAGCUGCAGGCCUUAUGUAGAGUGCUUAGUAUCAUACCUAUUGGAACUGAUCAAAUGUUACGCUUUCAACUAGACAUAAAGUUACGUCGACUUCUGGUAGAUGACAAAAUGAUUCAGAAAGAAGGCAUUGAGUCAUUGACAGUACAGGAAUUACAGCAGGCCAACAGGGCAAGAGGAAUGAGGGCCUUAGGUGUAGAUAAAGAGAGACUGAUAUUCCAAUUAGAACAAUGGCUAGACCUUCAUCUUAAUCAACAUGUUCCAACAUCGUUAUUGCUGUUGUCGAGGGCUCUAUAUCUACCUGAGCACCUGUCACCGGUAGAACAACUACAGAAAACUAUACAGUCACUACCCAAGACAGCUACUGCUGAGGCCACAGUUAGAGUUGCUGCUAUAUCAGGUGAAAGGAUUGAUCCAGCAACAAGGAUUGAAAUUUUGAAGUCUGAGCAAGAGGCUAUAGCAAAGGAAACAAAACUUAAAGCUGAAGAGAAUGAAUUGAAAAAACAAAAACAAAUACAGAAAGAGGAAGAGGAGGCAGAGGCUAUUGCUGCCAGGGUUGCUAUGGAAGGAGAAGUAUUAGUGGACAAUGCUCCUGAGAUUGCUGCCCGUGCAGAAGAAGAAAUCAAAGUACUUAAUACAGAUGAAGAGUUAUCAUCUGAAGAUCUUAAGGAGAUUGAGUCAGCCAUAGAAAACAUCGCUAUGGAAAAGAAGUUUAACAUUGAUGAAGAAAUAUUACAGGACCUUAAAGAGGAUGUAGAUGAAUAUAAAGAAGAUCUAGAAGACCUUAAGUCAGUUAUAUUAGCUUCUGGUGGAGAUGAGGAAGACAUCAAAGAAUCCAAGUCUGCUAAGAGGUUAGGUAAAAAAGUAGACAAACUGGUCACUCAACUGGAUGUAAAGCUUGAUGAGCUUCACAAGAAAAGACUAAGGAUAAAUGAGGAGAUCGAUUUGAAGGAAAAAAAUCUUAUCUAUGCAGAUAUUGAUGAUAUCGAAACCAGAGAUGAAGUGAUGCAGAAAAUUUCAGAGAAGAAGGGCUUAGUUAUUAGUAUCAAUGAUAUGGUGUUGGCAUUAAGGAGAUUACAAAAAGUUCCAGAUGAAGUCAGACUUCAGAAAAUUGUAACAGUUUUAGAUGAAGACAAAGAUGGUAUAAUUGAUGCUAGUCAUGUUCUUAAGGUUAUUAAAUUGCUGGGUCAAGAAAAUGUGAAAUUGGAAUCUUCUCAAGUCUCAGAAUUAAUUGAUCUCUGCAAGAAGGAAAUGCAGAUUGAAGAAGAAGAAAAACAGAAAGAAAAGGUUGAAAAGGAAAAGGAAAAACAAGAGAAAACACUGAAGAAUUCAGGGAAUAAUGAAGAAACAUUGAAACAAUCUUCAGAAUGAAAUGAAAAAGGCUAAUUGUUAUUUGUUAUUUAUUUUGUGAUAAGUUUUGAAUAGUUAAUGAUAAUAUUGAUAUACAAAAAUAGAAUAGUUCCUGUUAUAUGAUUAAAUCACAUUUUUAAGAUAUAAAAAACACAAAACUCUUAGCCAGAACAAUAGUUAAGUUUGUGCUACACAGAGAGAGUAGAACAAUUCUUUUUAUUUGAUUUGAACAAUAGGUAUAUAUUUAUAGCUAUUUAACCAUCAAAGCAUUAACGUCAGCCAAAAUAUUCAUUUACCGGUACUGAAGGUAUCAGUUACAAUAAUAGUAGCAGUUUGAGAAGGAAACUCAAUUUAAGAACUUAAAUUUCAGUUGUAGAUCCUUUGCAAUUUUUAUGCAAGUGGAGAAGAGAACUAUUUGACUGUGAUUAUUCAAUCAUAAACCUACCUAGUCAGUAGUUAGGAUAUGGUAUCAGGGUCAUUAUAAUCAAAAAUCUACUGUUGUUAGUGAUAAUAAGACUUUUAAACUUAUUAUACAAGCUUUUUCUGCACUAUUUCUCAAUAGGCAUCCCUGUACUGUAGUUUUAGGAUUCAUUUUAAAGAUAGAAUUGGAUACUUUUAAGUGUUUUAUGUGAGGCAUUAGUUAAAGGUUCAAAUAAAAAACAUGGUAAAGAUAAAGAGUAAUGAAUAAGGUAAAACUUACCCUGGUUUGGGACCCUAAAAAAGGACACUUUUUCUUUAUUUUAACAGAAUAAUUAUUAAUUUUAAUUGUUGAACCUCACAUUUUAAAGUUGAGAAUUUAACCAUCUCCAGUGGAUAAAUAUCAUAAUAAACAGGGUGAUUUUGUCAAAUCCAUGUCUCUGUUUCAAUUAUGUACAAUCUGUUUAGACUUUUAAGUAAUAUGGAACUUGUUAUAUGAUUGGGGAGGGGGUGUCCAUUUUUGAAGGCUUUAUGAUGAGAUAUUUGCUUAAAUUGUUGGGUUGCUAUUUUUACUGUUUUAAACCUACUUCUUCUUUAUAUAUAUAGAUUAAAACAAAAUGUUGGUGUAGGUGUGGUUAUAUGUACUGUUUUGCAUUUGAUAAUUUUCAAGAUAAAACAGGAUAUACAUUU
Mytilus californianus (California mussel) is the source of this 3594-nucleotide messenger RNA. RefSeq names its product mitochondrial proton/calcium exchanger protein-like. Gene Ontology annotation, cellular component: mitochondrial inner membrane. Bases 121 to 2508 code for a protein of 795 amino acids. The record is from RefSeq and is a predicted model, not a curated record. Gene Ontology annotation, biological process: intracellular monoatomic cation homeostasis. The transcript is spliced from 13 exons. Lineage: Eukaryota; Metazoa; Mollusca; Bivalvia; Mytilida; Mytilidae. Gene Ontology annotation, molecular function: calcium ion binding; ribosome binding.